UAGCAGUGAGGGGGGUGAGGCGGGGACAUUACACCUGAGUCAGUGAGGACAGGUGUGUUGGGCAGGUGGUCUGUGCACGGCUCCUGGGGAAUUAAGCUCACAUCACAGAUCGUACAGAUGGCGGAGAAAGGGUCUGCAGGCCUAGUGGCCGUCAUUGUGUUUGGAAAUGUCGUCAUUAUGUUGUGUGGUUUGGCGCUGUUUGCCGAAACCAUCUGGGCCACCACAGACCCGUACUACGUUUACCCUGUUUUGGGGGUGACUGGAAAAGAUGACGUAUUUGCUGGCGGCUGGAUUGGCAUAUUCUGCGGCUUCUCGUUCUUCCUAGUGGCAAUUCUGGGCAUCGUAGCCGCAAUAAAGGGCAACCGGAUGAUGCUUAUGGCGUACCUGGUGUUGAUGAUGAUUGUCUAUAUAUUUGAAUGCGCUUCCUGUAUAACAUCUUUCACCCAUAGGGAUUACAUGAUAAAUUCCAACAUAAUAAAGCAGCAGAUGCUGCAGCGAUACACUGACAACUCCAAUCAGGGGGUGGCCAUCACCAACUUCUGGAACAGACUCAUGCUGGAGAAAGGGUGCUGUGGUGUCGACGGGCCCGCUGACUGGAUUAACUACGCGUCCACUUUCCGCAGUUCGUAUAACGAGUCCACCGCGCCAUGGCCGUUCUGGUGCUGCCAGAGAGACAACAACUUCCAGAUCCUGAAUGUGCAAGGCUGCCGUGUCGGGUACCCCGAUUACAUCUUCUCUACGGGAUGUUUCGAUCAUAUUGGCCACGCGAUUGACAGCUACACGUGGGGAAUCUCGUGGUUCGGAUUUGCUAUCCUCAUGUGGACGAUGCUGGUCAUGUUUGCUGCAAUGUAUUACUACUUCACCAUGUGAGGAGACGGAUCAUAGCGUCGCGACAGGAUGCCGGGGAGGAUUACGGCGGGGAUUUGGGUCACAUUCUGCUUUCUUCAGACAUUCGGGACUUAUGAUUUGCCUGUGUGGGGCAAUGUGCAGCUGUUAUCUCUGUCCCCCUCCCCGGAUCUAAUUUAUAAGCAGAUGUUUAAUCCCUGGGCUCGUUCAUUUUUGAUGUAUUAAGAGACACAAGUCCGCACUCUGUACAUAGCAAGUAGCGUGUCAUUCAGCAGUUUUAUUUCCGGUUUAUAUUCUAGUAUUGCAUAGUGUUUUUGUUUUUUCACUUUACUCAUUUUUCCAUUUUGUGUUUAUUUCAUUUGUAUAAAUUGCUGAAAAUGGUCAUGAUUGAGAACGGUUCUUCCACCGAUUGUCCAGGUUCUAGAGAUCGGGUUUUCGGAAAUUGUCCUGGGGCUGAGAUCACUUUGCUCGUUGACGCCCCCUCUCUACAGUCUCCCAAACCUCUGACUUUUUUUUUAUUUUUGUAUUAUAAAUUUUUUUGGUAUGUUUUAUGUAUGAAAUAAAUGGAUGUUCUUAAA
This is a messenger RNA of Pseudophryne corroboree (corroboree frog), 1424 nucleotides long. RefSeq names its product uroplakin 1A (gene UPK1A). Gene Ontology annotation, cellular component: plasma membrane. The coding region runs from base 118 to 870 and encodes 250 amino acids. The record is from RefSeq and is a predicted model, not a curated record. NCBI's taxonomy places the organism in Eukaryota, Metazoa, Chordata, Amphibia, Anura, Myobatrachidae. The transcript is spliced from 8 exons.